UUCUCCUCGGCUGUAGAGCGAGAAUUCGCUCCGGAGGAAAGUGUGAGGAGGAACACGUUGCUUUCUGCGCAGAAACGUCUCCCGGGCUCAGUCGCUUUGCCCUGCUGCUCCCGGUGGUGACGAUGGUGAAAACUGCGGGCUCCAAGUUCUGCCUCGUCUUCCCGGUCCUUCUGUUGCUGGACUGCACCUGGGCAGCGCCCUGUUUCUGGGCGCGCGGCGAUGCUCACUCUCUUCACUAUGAUUUCAAUGUCACUGCUAAUAGACAACCAUGGUGUAAAGUUCAAGGCCAGGUGGAUGAAAAGAAUUUUCUUUUUUAUGACUGUGGCAGCAAGAAGGUUAUAUGUAUGAAUCACCUGAGAGAGGAUAUUAAUGCUACAAAAGUCUGGAAAGACCAGAUUGAUACACUGUGUCACGUGGGGGACUUGCUCAAACAGCAACUGCCUGACAUCAAACUGGAGAAAUACCCAGACAGUGUUCCUCUCACUCUGCAGGCCAGGAUGACGUGUGAGUGUAAAGCCAAUGGACGCACCAGUGCAUCCUGGGAGUUCAGCUUCAAUGGACAGAGAUACCUUCUCUUUGACUCGAAGACCAGAAAGUAUACAGUGGGACAUCCUGGAGGCGAACAGAUAAAAGAGAAGUGGGAGCAUGACAAGGAAUUGAUGGCUCAUUUCACAAAGAUCUCCUUGGGAGACUGCCAGGAAUGGCUUCCAGCCUUGGUGCACUGGGAGAAACAGGUAGACACAACAGCCCCCACAACAACGGUCCCAAACACAGCCCCACCAACCAAGGCCGCAGCUACAGCUCAUUCCAAGGCCUCGACCGUCACACCUAUUGCCUGGAACCUCCCUCUCUUCCUUACCUGCUGGAUCAUAAUUUCCUCUUCUUGCCUGGUAGGCAACAACCAGCUAUGCAGAGGACACAGAGGCGGAGAUAGAGGUGGGAUCAUCUGGUCACCAGCAGGAAAAUUCCUGCACCCUCGAGGGCAUCCCAUCCCGUUCCUGGUUUUAAUGUGCGAGUCUGUCGUGGUUUCCAUCUGGAACUCACUAUGUGUCAGUCCAGUCCGGUAGCAGAUGCAAGACCAGAAGGUCAAGGCUGAAGUUGGUGCCUCAAGUGUAGAAGUCGAGACAGCGACCUGACUGUGGUGCGAACAGGUUGGUGGUGGAAAUACAAAGGAGACUUUGGGGAGUGUUGGCCACAGGAGUUUGUUCUGAGUCACUGAGUCCCAGUGCCUGGCCAUCUGUGACAUGGGCUGUAAUUCUGCUAAUAUUUCAUACUUCCCCACCUCCCUCCCCUCAGCAUUUCUUCACCCCAUUCUCUUAUCACCCUGUCUUUUCCCAUCUCCAUUCCCACUUUCAGAAUCAUUACUUCUUAUACUCAAAAGGCACAAACUUCCAGUUACAUGGUAAACAAGUCACGGGGAUAUAACGUGCAUUCUGGUGACUAUAGUUAACAACAUUAUAGUGUGUAUUUGAAAGUUAUUAAGAGAGUAGAUCUAACAGUUCUUACUGCUAGAAAAAUAAUUGUAACUAUGCAUAUUUAUAGGUGUUAACUAGACUUACUGUGCUGGUCUCGUCACAAUAUAUACAAAGAUAAAAUCAUUGUGUUGUACAUUUCAUACUAAUAUAAUGCUAUAUGUCAAUUAUGUCUCAAUAAAAAAUAAAAAUAGAAAAAGCAAAAAUGGAAUUUUAUUCUCCAGUUGUUCUGAAGACUAGAAUUUGAGGUCAAGGCAGAGCCAUGUUCUCCCCGGCUUCUGAUUUUCCUGCAGUCCGCCCCUGGCAUUCCGUGGCUUACAGCUGCUUAGCUCCAGUGUCUGCCUCUGUUGUCACCAGGCCUUCUUCCCUCUGUCAAUCUGUGUGUUCACACUGUGUUCCCCUGCCUGCCUUUGUAUGUCUUCUUAUAAGGACAUCAGCCAUACUAGGUUAUUCUUCACCUUACUGACUUCAUUUUCACUUGAUUACACCUGCAAAGACCCUAUUUCCAAAUAAAGUCACAUUCACAAGUACCAGGAGUUAGGACUUCAACAUACCUUUUAGGGGGGACACAUUCAACUCAUAACAGAAGGCAUGUAAUCUAUCAUCCUCCGCCCCCCAAAGAGUAUUUCUUCGUUUUAUUUUUCCUUUUAAAAAAACUUUCUGAGGUAUAAUUGAUAUAUAGCAUUUACAUUAGCUUCAGGUGUUCAACAUUCUAUAUUUGUAUAUAUCAUUAACUAUAGUCACCAUGCUGUACAUGACAUCCCUAUGACAUUUAUUUUAUAAUUGGAAGUUCAUACCUUUUGACUACCAGAAGGAAUAAUUUUUUUAUUAAGAAAAUUUAUUUUUCAAUUAUAGUUGACAUACAACAUUGUAUUAGUUUCAGGUAUACAACAUAGUGAUUGACAUCUAUAUACCUUCCAAAGUGAUCUCCCCAGUAAGUCUAGUACCCAUCUGACACUGUACAUACUUAACACAAUAUUGUGACUACAUUCCCUAUGCGGUACUUUACAUUCCCAGUUACUAUAUAACUGGGAAUUUGUACUUCUUAAUCCCUUUCACCUUUUUUCCGCUUGCCUACCAAA
Rhinolophus ferrumequinum (greater horseshoe bat) is the source of this 2554-nucleotide messenger RNA. Its product is annotated as UL16-binding protein 3-like. The record is from RefSeq and is a predicted model, not a curated record. Gene Ontology annotation, cellular component: external side of plasma membrane. The coding region runs from base 123 to 1067 and encodes 314 amino acids. Gene Ontology annotation, biological process: antigen processing and presentation of endogenous peptide antigen via MHC class Ib; immune response; positive regulation of T cell mediated cytotoxicity. Lineage: Eukaryota; Metazoa; Chordata; Mammalia; Chiroptera; Rhinolophidae. The transcript is spliced from 5 exons.